AUGGCAAGCUUGAGAGUUUCUUGUGUGGUUGCAUUGAUGUGCAUGGUCGUUAUUACUGCACCCAUGUCAGAGGCUGCAAUCUCGUGCGGAUCGGUAACUGGGGCCCUUGCUCCGUGCUUUUCUUAUCUUAAGGGUGGUCCUGGUCCUUCACCAGGAUGCUGUAUUGGAGUGAGGAGACUUAACUCACAGGCAAAAACAACCGCCAAGCGUAGGAUUGCUUGCAACUGCUUGAAAGUUGCUGCUGGUUCCAGUAGCGGUUUGAAUCUCAACGCGGCUGCUACUCUCCCUGGCAAAUGUGGUGUUAGAAUUCCCUACAGGAUAAGCACCUCCACCAACUGUGCAACCAUCAGAUUCUAA
Molecule: messenger RNA, 357 nt
Organism: Vicia faba (fava bean)
Lineage: Eukaryota; Viridiplantae; Streptophyta; Magnoliopsida; Fabales; Fabaceae
Source: the annotation of a GenBank genome assembly